Messenger RNA from Rhinocladiella mackenziei CBS 650.93, 885 nucleotides. RefSeq lists its product as uncharacterized. NCBI's taxonomy places the organism in Eukaryota, Fungi, Ascomycota, Eurotiomycetes, Chaetothyriales, Herpotrichiellaceae. Bases 1 to 885 code for a protein of 294 amino acids. The transcript has a single exon. The record is from RefSeq and is a predicted model, not a curated record.
AUGCACACGCACCCGAAAGAUGGCUCUGGACACGUCGUUAACCCAUCUGCCUCUCUGACGCUGUCUAACCUUGACAGCCUCAACGAGUUCGCCAACUCCGGCGCAGACGUCUACCUGACUUCGAAUGAAGGCAUACAAGCUUUGCCGUCUUGGUUCCAGGGGACUCGGCCUCAGUCUUCUGACGGCACCACACCCUCGACCGUCGCUAGUGUCAUCAUCACCGUCUCCAAACCAAAUAAUACUCUUGACGCCUUCUACUUCUACUUCUACGCCUACAACCAAGGCAACUGGGUUCUUGGCCUCGAGUCGCUUGAGUUCGGCGACCAUGUCGGCGACUGGGAACACACGAUGGUGCGCUUCGUCGACUCCGUCCCCCAAGCCGUCUGGUUCAGCCAGCACAGUUCGGGCCAGGCAUUCACAUACAACGCCGUGGAAAAGGCGUCCGAUGGUGUUCGGCCAGUUGUCUAUGUCGCUAACGGCAGUCACGCGAAUUACGCCAUUUCGGGCCCGCACGACCACACAAUCCCCGGCUUCAAUACGCCCGUUGGCCCCUUGACGGAUCAUACUGACAAUGGCGUGUUCUGGGACCCGCUUCCAGGUGCAUACAUGUACGAGCUUGACGCUGAGAGUGGGAGUUUUACGUCGUAUAACGGCGUGGAUCCUACGGGAUGGUUGCAGUUCAGCGGGCGCUGGGGUGACAAUCAACUCCCAGACGAUGCGGAGGGCCAGAUCAAUGUGUUUGGACAGAGGAAGUAUGUAGCGGGUCCAACGGGGCCGAAAGAUAAGGAUCUUGCCAGGAAUGAUGUGUGCCCGGACGAUGAGGAUAACUGUUUAGUCAUGCCGAUUUUGGUCCCGAGGUCGUUGAAAACGAAAGAGGAGGAGUAA